Messenger RNA from Xyrauchen texanus (razorback sucker), 1932 nucleotides. Its product is annotated as heat shock 70 kDa protein-like. Gene Ontology annotation, biological process: protein refolding; cellular response to unfolded protein. Gene Ontology annotation, molecular function: ATP binding; misfolded protein binding; ATP-dependent protein folding chaperone. The record is from RefSeq and is a predicted model, not a curated record. The transcript has a single exon. Bases 1 to 1932 code for a protein of 643 amino acids. Lineage: Eukaryota; Metazoa; Chordata; Actinopteri; Cypriniformes; Catostomidae. Gene Ontology annotation, cellular component: blood microparticle; cytoplasm; vesicle.
AUGUCAUCUGCAAAAGGAGUUGCUAUUGGAAUUGAUCUGGGCACCACCUACUCCUGUGUGGGAGUGUUUCAGCAUGGAAAAGUGGAGAUCAUCGCCAAUGACCAGGGAAACAGAACAACACCUAGCUAUAUUGCCUUCACGGAUACAGAAAGGCUCAUUGGAGAUCCAGCUAAAAACCAGGUGGCCAUGAACCCUAACAACACCAUGUUCGAUGCGAAAAGGCUGAUCGGCAGGAAGUUUGAUGAUCCAAUAAUACAGUCUGACAUGAAGUACUGGCCUUUCCAAGUAAUCAGUGAUGGUGGAAAGCCCAAAGUCAAAGUUGAGUACAAAGGAGAGACCAAGUCAUUCUACCCUGAGGAAAUCUCCUCCAUGGUCCUGGUGAAGAUGAAGGACAUUGCAGAAGCUUACCUGGGCCAGAAGGUGACAAAUGCAGUUAUCACAGUUCCUGCAUAUUUCAAUGACUCCCAGAGGCAAGCCACUAAAGAUGCUGGUGUAAUCGCUGGACUGAAUGUCCUCAGAAUAAUCAAUGAGCCCACAGCUGCAGCCAUUGCCUAUGGGCUUGAUAAAGGGAAAGCUUCAGAGCGCAACGUCCUGAUCUUUGACCUGGGUGGAGGCACCUUUGAUGUGUCCAUCCUGUCCAUUGAAGAUGGCAUCUUUGAGGUGAAGGCCACAGCUGGAGACACUCACCUGGGCGGGGAGGACUUUGACAACCGCAUGGUGAAUCACUUUGUAGAAGAGUUCAAGAGGAAACACAAGAAAGACAUCAGUCAGAACAAGAGGGCACUGAGGAGGCUGUGUACAGCUUGUGAGAGAGCCAAGAGAACCCUCUCCUCCAGCUCUCAGGCCAGCAUUGAGACUGACUCCCUGUAUGAGGGUAUUGACUUCUACACAUCCAUCACCAGAGCGCGCUUUGAAGAAAUGUGCUCAGAUCUCUUUAGGGGAACAAUCGAGCCUGUGGAGAAAGCCUUGAGAGAUGCCAAAAUGGACAAAUCUCAGGUUCAUGACAUCGUUUUGGUUGGUGGUUCCACAAGAAUCCCUAAGAUCCAGAAACUUCUGCAGGAUUUCUUCAACGGCAGGGAACUGAACAAGAGCAUCAACCCAGAUGAGGCCGUGGCUUAUGGUGCUGCAGUGCAAGCUGCCAUCCUCAUGGGUGACACAUCUGGAAACGUCCAGGAUCUAUUGCUGCUGGAUGUGGCUCCACUAUCCCUGGGCAUCGAGACAGCUGGUGGAGUCAUGACUGUCCUCAUCAAACGCAACACCACCAUUCCCACCAAACAGACCCAGACAUUCACCACCUACUCAGACAACCAGCCCGGUGUCCUGAUUCAGGUGUAUGAGGGAGAGAGAGCCAUGACAAAAGACAACAACCUGUUGGGGAAGUUUGAGCUCUCUGGAAUCCCACCCGCACCUCGUGGAGUCCCCCAGAUUGAAGUGACCUUUGACAUUGAUGCCAAUGGAAUCCUGAAUGUGUCAGCGGUGGACAAAAGCACCGGCAAAGAGAACAAGAUCACCAUCACCAAUGACAAGGGCAGACUGAGCAAGGAGGAAAUUGAGAGGAUGGUCCAAGAAGCAGACAAGUACAAAGCAGAAGAUGAUCUCCAGAGAGAGAAGAUUGCUGCCAAGAACUCCCUGGAGUCUUACGCCUUCAACAUGAAAAACAGUGUGGAAGAUGAGAACCUGAAAGACAAAAUCAGCGAGGAUGACAAGAAGAAAGUCAUAGAGAAGUGCAACCAGGCCAUCACCUGGCUGGAGAACAACCAGCUGGCUGAGAAGGAAGAGUAUGAGCAUCAGCUGAAAGAGCUGGAAAAAGUAUGCAACUCAAUCAUUACUAAGCUGUACCAGGGAGGGAUGCCAGCUGGAAGCUGUGGUGCUCAGACACGUGCCAGCUCUGGAGCUGCAUCCCAGGGGCCAACUAUUGAGGAGGUGGAUUAA